Loa loa (African eye worm) is the source of this 882-nucleotide messenger RNA. RefSeq lists its product as hypothetical. The coding region runs from base 1 to 882 and encodes 293 amino acids. NCBI's taxonomy places the organism in Eukaryota, Metazoa, Nematoda, Chromadorea, Rhabditida, Onchocercidae. The record is from RefSeq and is a predicted model, not a curated record. Gene Ontology annotation, molecular function: catalytic activity. The transcript has 7 exons.
AUGACAUUUAAUACCUGGCUUACGGGUAAUAAUGUUGAAAAUGGUUUGGCAAAAAUUGCAAAACAUAUCAAACGGAUCAAUCCGGAUGUCGUUGCAUUACAAGAAAUUAAUGAUAUAAAACGUUUGCAACAUUUGAUAACAGAAAUGGGUAAAGGAUGGGUAACUGCUAAAUCAACAUAUUCAUAUACUGAUACAGCUAUUUUAACAAAACAUAAACUAAUUAAUCGAUCAUUUCAUCAAGUAAGCCAUGGUAUGGGUGUUAAAAUAGAAAUUGAAAAUACAAAUAGAACAAUUAACAUAUGGAGUCUUCAUUUAGACUAUCAAUCAUAUGGUCCAUAUGCAGCAUUUAAUAAAAUGGUCACUAAAGCAUCACAAAUUAUGGCUGGCGAAAUUGUUGAUGGCAAAGGUCGUUUUCAAAAUAUGCGAGAAUUAUUAGUUGAUGAUUACUUCCAAGCUGCAAUUGAAAAUUCAUCCAUUGAACCACUGAUUGUUUGUGGUGAUUUUAAUUCACCAUCACAUCUCGAUUGGACUAAUCAAACAAGUUUUCUUCAUGGUGACUGGAAAUUUCAAUGGCCAGCAACGCAUAUGUUACAGAAUGAAGCUGGAAUGAAAGAUUCUUAUCGAGAGCUACAUCCACAGGUUCUUGACAAUCCAGGCAUAACAUGGUCAACAGUGGAAAAAAUGACCAGUAGUGGCUGGAGUUGGACGAUACCAGAACCACAGGACCGAAUUGAUUAUAUCUUUUAUCGUGGUUCUCUGCUUUCUCCCAUACAGUCGUAUACAUAUCAGGGUAAUGUAACUGUUUAUCCCAAACCAUUCCACUGGAAAAAUGAUUAUCCAUCUGAUCAUUUUGCUGUUAUCACCACUUUCCGUUUAAAGUAA